Trichomycterus rosablanca is the source of this 1105-nucleotide messenger RNA. RefSeq names its product PML-like exon 9.2 (gene plex9.2). Gene Ontology annotation, biological process: DNA catabolic process. The coding region runs from base 66 to 758 and encodes 230 amino acids. The transcript is spliced from 4 exons. Gene Ontology annotation, cellular component: cytoplasm. The record is from RefSeq and is a predicted model, not a curated record. Gene Ontology annotation, molecular function: 3'-5'-DNA exonuclease activity; nucleic acid binding. Lineage: Eukaryota; Metazoa; Chordata; Actinopteri; Siluriformes; Trichomycteridae.
UCUUAACCCUGUUGUUACACAAAGCCUAUCUGACUACGGUUUUGAUUGUUAGUGUGUACUGGAACAUGGCUGAAUUCAACAGUUCUAUCAACACGGUCUUCUUUGAUUUGGAAACUACAGGUCUUGGAUCCUCCUGUGACAUAGUGCAGCUGGCAGCUGUGUGUGGUUCUCAUACAUUAAAUCUCUUCAUGGUUCCUCGCUGCAGAAUGGAGCCUGGUGCCUCCAGAGUUACUGGCUUUAGAGUGCGCCGACAUCGGCUUUUUCAUCACAGGAAACCAGUGCUCACCAACUCACUACGGGAAGCCCUAGUGUCCUUCAUGACCUUCCUUCGUAUGUUCGGAAGGCCACUGCUUGUAGGUCACAACAUUCGUAGAUUUGAUUGCCUUGUGUUAGCCAGAGUGCUUGAUGAGUUUGAUUUAAAAGUGGCCUUCCAGGCUGGUAUAAUGGGGUUCCUUGACAGUCUAGCAUUGACCCGCCAGCUUCUCAAGGACAGUGGGGUCCAAAGCUUUAAACAAGAGAACCUGGUUAAGAUUGUGCUUGGUGUUUCCUAUGAUGCCCAUGAUGCCUUAGCAGACGUGCAGGCCCUGCAGAAGCUUUUCUGGGCUCUCAGACCAACAGCUGGACUGAUCCAGCAGCAUACAUUUUGUUUAGACUCUGUGAAGACAAAAACUGUGAAGUCAGCAAGACUGCAGGGACAAAGUGACUUGUUGCAUCAACCAGACAGAAAAAGUUGCUGUUGCAGCAGCAAGGAGAGGUGAAAACAGUAGCUAGAACAAUCUCAAGGCUGCCAAUUACCGGAUUACAGCAAUGGUGGUGACGUCUUGACUGCUGGUCCUUGCUGUAAUUAAUUUAGGUUUGGUAACACAUUGUGGAAACUAUUAAUGCCACUGUCAACUAUGCCAGUAACUGUACAUGGUAGAGCAGAUGCUCAGCUUUUCACUAAAUGAGUUACAGCACGGCAAUUGAGUUAAAAAGUUUGUCUACUAACGUAACUUAGCCCAAAAUACGGAUUAUUGUUAAUGUUUUACAGCAUUUACAGCCAUAUGGUGAAAUAAAUGCAGUGUCUAAAAACAAGGCAAGCUGUAGUCAAACAAAAAUUCAGACA